UACACAAACAAAAUUGUAUUGAACUAAACUUCUGAGUAGUAACUUAACCUCCAAUAUUUCGAUAGCUUACAUGAUUGUAUUGUCCGUAAUACGUUACGAAAUUCGAUAUUUUAGUUGUGCAAGUUUAAUUGGCAAUGACUCAAUUAAUGUUUUGACCUACUUGGCCGAAUUCCGGCCCAACCGAUACCAUAAAACCAAACCCGCACGUGACUCCUUGAAAGAACCCUAUCGCCGUCACCAUUUUCCCACCACUCUGUUUAUAUAAAUCCCUCAUUUCCACACAUUUUCCAGUAUUCCACCAGAAAAAUCCCAUCUAUAAUCUGUCAACUCAGAGCAGCCCACCAACAGAAGAAUCUCACCGGAGAAAAAGAAAGGAAACCCCGCCGGAAAUUCGAAAUCAAAUGAAGUCAACGGUGGAACAGCAGCUCAAUUUACCCGCCGGAUUCCGAUUCCACCCCACCGACGACGAGCUCGUCACCCAUUACCUCUGCAAGAAAUGCGCCGGACAGGGAAUCAACGUCCCCAUCAUCGCCGAGCUCGAUCUCUACAAGUUUGACCCAUGGGAGCUUCCCGAGAUGGCGCUGUACGGCGAGAAGGAGUGGUAUUUCUUCUCUCCGAGAGAUCGGAAGUACCCAAAUGGGUCGCGGCCAAACCGGGCGGCGGGAACUGGGUACUGGAAGGCGACCGGAGCGGAUAAACCGAUCGGGAAGCCGAAGACUCUGGGGAUCAAGAAGGCUCUGGUUUUCUACGCCGGGAAAGCUCCGAGAGGGGUCAAGACGAAUUGGAUCAUGCACGAGUACCGCCUCGCUAAUGUGGACCGCUCCGCCGGCAAGAAAUCUGGACUCAGGCUGGACGAUUGGGUGCUAUGCCGACUCUACAACAAGAAAGGAACCAUGGAGAAGCAUUUCCCGGACGAGGGAACGAAAUCGCCGGCAGUGAAGCUCCAGCCGUCGUCGCCUGUGCCGGAGGACGACGAGGAGAUGAUGUGGACGGUGGAGGAAAUGAAGCCCAAUUUGCUAGAUUUGCAGCUGCAACAACAGUUCUGGGAGAUGGAGACGCCGGAGGAGUCGACGUCCGUGCCGCCACAGCUGCAUACGGACUCGAGCAGCUCCGGCGAGCAGCACGCGGUGUGGUCGCCGCCGGAGAACAAGGAGGUGGAGAGCCGCAGCGGCGGGGGAGGAGGGGCGAGAUGUGGUGGCGAACCGAACCGGAAUUCAGGUUCGAACAACCAAGGGAACGGGUUCGACUUUGGGUUCGAGUUUCGAGAUUUCGGGUUUGGGUUCGACGGGGUUGAAUUCGCCGGUGCCGGAGGAGGGGAUUCAUCGGGAGGGUUCCAGUUGGAUCAGCAGCAGUUGCAGGAGAUGUUCAUGUACAUCCCUGAGCCGUUGUUUUGAUGGAAGUUGUUGACAUUUAGUAGGGAGAAAGACUAGAGUGAAAUGAAAUGGAGGGUUUAUGGGUUAAUUUUUAUAGUUGUGGUUUUGUGGAUAACAUUUGGUUUUGUUAGGGCUUUUGGGGUUUAGGGGAAUCUUCUUUGUUAGGGUAAUGCAAUGUAACCAUUGAGGGGAUUCUUAUAAGAUGUCAAACAUAUGAAUUCAUUCCAAUUUUUCAUUCCUCAAAAGUGAAAUGGAUUUGGGUACAUAGUUCAUGACUUAAGACUCUUUUACGUCCAAAAUUAGGCCUAAGUUGUAGAACACUAUCCUUAACUCCAAAUUCAAAGUUCACAAGUGUAUGUUAUAGUAUGUUAUAGUUUCGGGAUCAUGAUUCAUGAACAUGCAGUUAUUUAGAUUUAAGGCGGAUAACUUAUACCGCUUAAAAUUCGAUUAAAAAUAUAUUGAAUUU
This is a messenger RNA of Linum trigynum, 1839 nucleotides long. NCBI's taxonomy places the organism in Eukaryota, Viridiplantae, Streptophyta, Magnoliopsida, Malpighiales, Linaceae. The record is from the annotation of a GenBank genome assembly.